Penicillium macrosclerotiorum is the source of this 312-nucleotide messenger RNA. RefSeq lists its product as uncharacterized. The transcript is spliced from 3 exons. NCBI's taxonomy places the organism in Eukaryota, Fungi, Ascomycota, Eurotiomycetes, Eurotiales, Aspergillaceae. The record is from RefSeq and is a predicted model, not a curated record. Bases 1 to 312 code for a protein of 103 amino acids.
AUGAGUGGUGGACCCUUUCCAGUUGGUUACAUACAGGAUGCAGCAGCGUCUAAGGCCUGUGCUCGCUGCCGUGAUAGUCAUUUUGUUUGUGAGGCGAUUCCACCCAUCCUCCUUGGUGAUGCUUUCGACCUCAUCCGGAUUCCUCUUUUCAUUCGAGAGCUUUCAAGCCUGUAUCGUGACAGCGUUGUGAUGGGAACCCCAGAGGAUAGAAAUGCGUUUACAGAGGCUUGGCCGGAGGAGAUGAGUGAGCAAGUCUUUGGUCCUUUCAAAACUCUGGCCAAAGCUUUUGAGGUUCCGGUUACUGCACACUAG